Oppiella nova is the source of this 762-nucleotide messenger RNA. Lineage: Eukaryota; Metazoa; Arthropoda; Arachnida; Sarcoptiformes; Oppiidae. The record is from the annotation of a GenBank genome assembly.
AUGGUCUUUUGGGAUACAGAUCCAGUGGAUCCCUGCGCCGCCAAAACCAACGGUCUUAAGGCGGCCGUGAACUCAAGCAACGCCUUCACCGGCAUAGUGGUGCCCACACAGGGAUGGCAACUGGAACUCCUUAAGAUGCCAUUCUCGACAUCCCUGGAGGACAUCCAGACUAUAUUCACCAAAUACGGGGCCAUCGAUAAAGUGGCGCUCGUUUUCAAAAUGAAGGACUCGUCGCUGAAUUGCUACGUGAGUUUCGACAGGGAGUCGGACAGCCAGGACGCCCUCAAGGAAAAUGGCCGUAAGGUGGGUACGGAACUCAUAUCUGUCAUCAAAUACGUGGACACCAACGGAGAUAAAGGCAACAAAAGGCUGCGAACCGACGACAACUCCUCCGGAGGGGACGGCGGAUGGGGUACGACGGCUGCCACCACCACCACGUCGUCGGACGGUUGGGGCUCAUCAUCCGGUGGUGGAGGCGGCGGCGGUUGGGGCGACAGCAGCUCCGGCGACAGUUCCCGUGGAGGAAGAGGUGACGGCAGAGGUCGUGGUGGCCGUGGAGGAGGGGGCGGAGACCGAGGUUGUUUCAAUUGCGGCGAAACGGGACACAUACGCGGACGCGGACGCGGAGGUAGAGGUGGCGGCGCCUCGUCUUCAGGCGGAGGUUGGGGUGACUCGUCUUCGGGAGGCGGAGGCGGUUGGGGUGACAGCGGAUCCACAGCCACCUCAUCGACCACUACCACGGCCUCCGAUUCCUGGGAUUAA